Messenger RNA from Actinia tenebrosa (Australian red waratah sea anemone), 2203 nucleotides. RefSeq names its product ubiquitin-conjugating enzyme E2 J1. Lineage: Eukaryota; Metazoa; Cnidaria; Anthozoa; Actiniaria; Actiniidae. The record is from RefSeq and is a predicted model, not a curated record.
UUUGGCUGAAGGGAUUUACAAACCGACACGUCAACCGCGAACCAAAAACAUGGCGAAGUAGAGGAAGAAACUGCCUAAAAUCACUACUUUAAAUCCCUAUUCUGGGGAAAAUGGAAAAGAAAUACAAUCUUAGAAGCCCAGCUGUGAAGCGGUUGAUGAGAGAAGCAAAAGAGCUUCAUCAAGCUACAGAACUCUACUAUGCUCAACCUCUAGAGGAUAAUCUAUUUGAAUGGCAUUUCACAGUUCGAGGUCCACCCGAUACUGAAUUUGCAGGUGGGCGAUACCAUGGCCGCAUCACCCUCCCACCAGAGUACCCCAUGAAGCCACCCAGUAUCAUGCUAUUAACACCCAAUGGUCGGUUUGAGAUUGGAAAGAAGAUAUGCCUGAGCAUGUCAGCUCAUCAUCCUGAAACAUGGCAGCCUUCAUGGAGCAUCCGUACAGUGCUGAUGGCUAUCAUUGGAUUCAUGCCCAGUAAAGGAGCAGGUGCUAUUGGUGCACUGGAUUACUCACCAAAAGAAAGGAGUGCUUUGGCAAAGAAGUCUGCUGAGUGGAAGUGUAGUGUUUGCGGGUCCUGUAACAGUAAUGCGCUAUUGGACGAAGGAAGUGAUUCAACCAAAACUAAGGAAGAUGAACAAGAAAUAGCAGAAAUAGCUGGGCAGAUUGCUUUCAAGGAAGAAGACAAGAAGAAAGAAGACACUAGUACAUCUAUAUCAACAUCACCUCAAUCAACACCCAACACAGGAACCAAUGAUGUUGGAGCUACCCCUCCCAUCUACCCUACCCAGAUACCCAUGUCUAACCCAUGGAUGGGCUAUCAACAGCAAUACAUGGCUUAUAAUCCGUAUUACAUGACCUAUGGUUUCAACUACCCUGGAGUCUUUGGAGGUCAAGCACCAGUGGGCGAACCAAUACUCACUGAAAAUGCUAAUCAGAAUCAAUCAACCAAUCAGAGUACAGAUGCUAAUAUUAAUCAACCAUCGAAUCAAGAAGCAACCAAUCAGAACUCAGUAUCCAAUAGCACCGAAUCAAGUGUUCGACAGCGGACUGUUACUAGCCAACAGGGGCCUCAAAACCAACCGGCGCAUGCGCCCACUGUAAACGCUGCCGUACAACAGCAUUCGAUGCAUGCCGGCAUGGCGUCUUUAAUAGUGAUGUGGCUUGUAGCUGUGUCUAUAAUUGCUUUGGUGUUGCGACGCAUUUUCAUUGAAUGAUUCUCCUUUUAUCGCAAUGGGUUUCAAGCAGUAAGACGUAUUAACCCCAAGCAAUGGUCAUAAUUGGCCCGCGUUUUUACAGGUCAGCGCUUAAUGUUUUUAAUGCUGGUCAGUAGUAACGUGGAGUCAUUUGGCUUAAAAGCGCUUAUGCGCAUGCGUUUCAGAGCUAGACUCGGUCCUUACAUGGCUGAGUUGAGAACCACGAUGUAAGAUACAAAACAAAUGGURUAUAUAAUUACACUCUCACUUGGUAGGCGUUCCCCAAUUAACUCAGGACUACCGUAAAGUUGACUGGAUGAAUAUAAGUUUUUCGUCAUGGAAUAGAAUAGGCCGUUUGCAUGAUGGCGUCAUUUGAUUGCCACUACCAAAAUCCUUCGCGAUUUUAAUAAACUGAAUAAGAAGGUGUGCAGGGGAUUCUGGUAGUAGUAAAUAACUGAUGCCAAUAAUCUUUUUACAAAGUACGAAUUUCUCGCUCGCUGAUUGGCUAUUUUUUAUCAUAAGAGGACAGACAAAUAAGCUGACGUCAACAAAAGCGCGAUCUUUCCGUUGGUUGCUUUGAUCACUAAAAACGAGAUCAGAAGAUUUAUCGUUUUUGUUUUUGUUGUAAAGAAUUACAUCAGACCUUUGUCCGUCCUCUUAUUGACGAUAAAUUGCGUCGUCACAUUUUCAAAUUACUUUGACAAUGUGAUGACGCGAUGUAUCGUCGAUAAGAGGACAGGCAAGAAACUGGAGUAAAUCUGUUAAAUUUCGGAUAAUGCUGGAUAGAGGCCUAUAUGAUAUUGUGCAUGCGCGUUGAGUCCUGGUGCUUUAGGAAUAAAAUAGCGAGUGGGGGAAAUAAAAGUAAUAGGACGCCGGGGUGGAAAAUACGAGAAGCGACGCAAUAAUACUGCGCACGCACCAAAAAUGUUUGUAGUUUUAUACCACUAUACUAUAAUUGAACUUACCAAUUUUAUUAUUGAAUUACGAGAGAAAUAUAUUACUAUUCGGAACAA